This is a messenger RNA of Caenorhabditis bovis, 1176 nucleotides long. NCBI's taxonomy places the organism in Eukaryota, Metazoa, Nematoda, Chromadorea, Rhabditida, Rhabditidae. The record is from the annotation of a GenBank genome assembly.
AUGAGCAAUUUCGACAAGGGACCAAAACCAGACAUCGGCACCUUCGUCGCGUUUGACCAUGUGCGAUUCAUCGUUGGAAACGCGAAGCAGGCUGCUUAUUGGUAUUGCGCGAACUUCGGCUUCGAGCCAUUCGCCUACAAGGGGUUGGAAACCGGAAGCAGAUUGACUGCCCAGCACGCUAUUAGACAGAACAAGAUCGUAUUCGUAUUUGAGUCUGCUCUUCUCCCCGACAAUCAUGAGCUCGGAAAUCAUCUUGUCCAACACGGUGAUGGUGUCAAGGACGUUUGCUUCGAGGUUGAGGAUCUCGAUUCGAUUAUUGCUCACGCCAAGAAGGCCGGAGCUCACAUUGUUCAAGAUAUCACCACGGAAAGUGAUGAGAAUGGAACUGUUAGAUUCGCCGUCUUGAAAACGUAUGGAGAAACUAACCACACGCUUCUCGAAAGAAAGAACUACAAAGGAUUGUUCUUGCCAGGAUUCAAGGAGCAUCCGAUGCCGAAGAACUUCUUCCAAUCUCUUCCGAGAGUCGGAUUGAAUUUCCUCGAUCAUUGCGUCGGAAAUCAACCCGAUUUGCAAAUGAACUCUGCUGUUGAGUGGUACGAGAAUGUUCUCAAAUUCCACCGCUUCUGGUCCGUCGAUGACUCGAUGAUCCAUACCGAGUAUUCUGCGUUGAGAUCUAUUGUGGUCACCAAUUAUGAAGAAACUAUCAAGAUGCCAAUUAAUGAGCCAGCGUCUUCUAAGAAGAAGGCGAUAUCGCAAAUUCAAGAAUUCGUUGAUUACUACGGCGGAGCCGGUGUUCAACAUAUUGCCUUGAACACCAGUAACAUCAUAACCGCAAUUGAGGCUCUUAAAGCUAGAGGCUGCGAAUUCUUAACAAUUCCGAAGGCUUACUAUGACAACUUGAGAGAAAGACUCUCGAAGGCUCCAAUUAAGAUAGCUGAAGAUCUCGACCAUUUGCAAAAACUUCAUAUUCUUGUUGACUUCGAUGAUAACGGAUAUCUUCUUCAAAUAUUCAGCAAGCCAUGCCAAGAUCGGCCGACAUUAUUCCUCGAGAUCAUCCAACGUCAAAACCAUCAAGGAUUCGGAGCCGGCAACUUUAAGGCGUUGUUCGAGUCCAUCGAGUUGGAGCAAGAGAAGCGUGGAAAUCUCUUCUAUGAAAACGUGAAGAGUGGAAAGUAA